AUGACUGAUGAGAAGACCUUCCGCAUCGGCUUCAUUGUGCUGGGGCUCUUUCUGCUGGCCCUUGGCACAUUCCUCAUGAGCCACGACCGGCCCCAGGUCUACGGCACCUUCUACGCCAUGGGAGGCGUCAUGGUGAUCGGGGGCGUCAUCUGGAGCAUGUGCCAAUGCUACCCCAAGAUCACCUUCGUACCUGCUGACUCUGACUUCCAAGGUGUCCUGUCCACGAAGGAGAAGGCGCUGGGCCUGCUGGAGAACAGGCUUGCUGCCGAGAUGAAGAGCCCCCAGCCCCCCUACGUCAGGCUCUGGGAGGCAGCCGCCUACGACCAGAGCCUGCCUGACUUCAGCCACAUCCAGAUGAAGGUCAUGAGCUACAGCGAGGACCCCCGCCCCCUCCUGGCCCCAGAACCCGGACAGCAGCAGCCAGAAGCCAGCAGUGGAGGAGAAAGUGGCCCUCGUGACACUCAGGCCUGGUUGGAAGCUGCCGUGGUCAUCCACAGGGGCUUGGCCCAGGAUGAGGGAGAAAGAGACCCGAGUCAGGGCAGGUUCAGCCCCCCGACCUGUCCCCAGGGUCCUGCACCCUUGGCUUCCUUCCAAGAUGACCUGGACGUGGGCUCCAGUGAGGGCAGCAGCUCCAACCCAUCUCCACCCGAGGGAGCGGAACCUCAGCCCCCGCCUCCGGAGUCCUGGACCUGCAGAUGCCAGCUGGACCGCUUCCAUGACUUCGCCCUGAUUGAUGCCCCCACGACGGAGGAUGUGCCUCCAGAGAAACAGCGGCGGGAGGCAGCCGUGACUAGCUCCCAGCAGAGGUCCCCGAGGACAAAAGAGGAGGAAGAGGCUUCAGACACAGGCACAGAGGGGCUGGCACAGGAAGAGGAAGACCUGUACUAUGGGCUUCCCGACAGCCCCCGGGAUCCCCUCCCAGACAAGGAACUGGGCUUUGAACCUGAGGCCCAGGGCUGA
Molecule: messenger RNA, 960 nt
Organism: Rangifer tarandus platyrhynchus (Svalbard reindeer)
Lineage: Eukaryota; Metazoa; Chordata; Mammalia; Artiodactyla; Cervidae
Source: the annotation of a GenBank genome assembly